GCUAUAAUUGUUACCCCCUCUUACCCCACAUACCUGAUGUGAUUGGUCAUUCGAUUUGUUUCGGUCCCUGGUUGUCUCAUGAAUAAGUCAGCUCGAAGAAUACAAAUAAAAAUGUUUCUUCGCUCGCUCGUCAGUCGUCGCCUGCAAAGCGUCUUUUGAGGAGAGUACAAAAAAUUCACGAGUUGAUGACCGGUAAUUUUUGAAAGGCUUGAACCACUCAACCCUGGUGCACGUCAUGGACUUGGACCUCGUACUGGCCAUCGUCUCGACGUUUGCUGUUCUCCAGUGCGUCCAAGCGUUACCUCGAAAUGAAAUACUAGUUAGUGACAACUGCGAUGUCCUGAUAAAAGCCGGGUUCGACGUCUUCCGAUGUACGACCUCCGCGUAUGCUGAUCGGGCGGAAUGCGUACCCCGUGGUCAUCGAUCUGGUGGGCGAAUGCGUCUUCGACGACCAGGAAGCUUCGAUCCUAUGAACCGAGUAUGUGAUUCGAAAUUAGACUGCAAAGACGGUUCCGAUGAAAUGCUCAACGAAUGUACUAAAUUGCACAAAGAAUACUGUGUCAACGAGCUGGAGAAGGAGGUCGAUGGCGAGUAUCUUGAUUCUUUCCAUUGCUACGACGAGGGUGACGUCGAGGGCCCCGCGUCGCUCUGCGUCUCCGAGUGUCAGAUGUGCGACGGCGUCAGGGACUGCCCGAACGGCGCCGAUGAAUUGGAUGCCAACUGCCAAAAGAUGAGACCAAUGCCAUUUGCGUGUGAAUUAUUCUAGAACAAAUAAUUAGGCAAUUUAUUUCGAAUUUGCCUGAUUUUUUUGUACAGGCUGUCCUACAUUUAUUAUCAUAGACGUCCACAUUGGAUAGCAUAAUUAGCACAAGUCCGUGGUAACAAUUUUCAACGGCCAGUCAAAAUCAAGAAUUCCGUGGGAGUUGCAACUGAAUGGUAAAAUUACCAUGAUAGCCACUUUUAUGCAAGGAUGCCCUGCUUCGAAUGUCAAAAUUACCACAAAAAAAUAACACUUUUUGAUUCCCUUUUGGAUCAUGACUGUGACGCCACAAUUGAUUUAGUGGGGCAAAAAGAAGCUGCUAUUUGAUUUGUGUAACUUUCAAUGGCGUAUGAAAGGGGUGUCAAGAGGACGUGUGCCCCCUCGUCACUUUCCGGGGUUUCAAAGAUGGACAUUCAAGGAAGAAGGAACGAUUGAGAGGGAUGACAAACUUCAAUUUGUUGCAAAAACUGAAGAUGUCAUAGGCCUACUUACACAAGAAAUAUAGGAGAGUGCGAUUUCAGCACCACCCCUCCCUUGCGUUAAUUAAUGUUUAAUGGGAUUUUACUGUGAUUUUUAAGGCACUGAUUAACAAUAAUGCCAAGGUUACGCGUUACACUAUCAUCUGUCUGUGAUCAUUAGGAAAUAAACAUUGUAAAUAAAAAUA
This is a messenger RNA of Lytechinus pictus (painted urchin), 1424 nucleotides long. RefSeq names its product low-density lipoprotein receptor-like. The coding region runs from base 236 to 766 and encodes 176 amino acids. Gene Ontology annotation, molecular function: protein binding. NCBI's taxonomy places the organism in Eukaryota, Metazoa, Echinodermata, Echinoidea, Temnopleuroida, Toxopneustidae. The record is from RefSeq and is a predicted model, not a curated record. The transcript has 4 exons.